AUGCAAGCCUUUGCACAAAUUCUGUUGAUUCUCUCAAUUUUCGCCGCAAAAACCAACGCGGCUUGCGUGGAUUUGGUGAACAGCGCAACCGGAACCAGCGACUGUCCCUACCGCACCGCCUAUUGUACGGUGACCGCCUACGUCAGUUUGAUGAAGGUGCAAUGCCCAAAAACUUGUGGCUACUGUACUUCGAGCUCUACAAGCUCCUCGAGCUCCUCCAGCUCAAGCUCAACUUGCGUGGAUUUGACGAAUGCUUCGACUGGAGUCUCAGAUUGCACCAGAUUGUCAUAUUUGUGCACAAGUUCUGCUUAUGUCACUUUGAUGAAGACACAAUGUCCAAAAACAUGUGGUUACUGUACUAGUGAGUUGCUGGGGUACUGUAGAUUUUUGUGUAGAAAAUUAGAAUCUACAAAAGGUCAUAUGCUACAUAAUACAAUUAAAAAAUAAUGAACCUCAAAUAAAUUUGAAUAUUUUUUGAAACAAUUUUUGAAACAGUGAAUUUUAUUCAAAUUUUUUCUCUCGAAAUUAGUUUACUGUACUUGAAAAACUACCGACAAUAAAAAAUUCUGAAAUUCAAAACUUUUUGAUAAAAUUUUGAAACAGUGAAUUAUUUUUUCAAAAAAAAAUAAUCAAAAAUUUGGUUUUGAAAUCUUAUUUUCAUUCGAUUUUCAGAUAAAACAAGUGACCUGAAAUUAAAUUUUGAACAAAAUUUUUCUAGAAUUUUGUUAGUUAGGCUAACUGUACUGUAGAGAAAGAAAAUUAAUAGACUUCGCGGAAUAAAAAAUUCUGAUUGCGAAACACAAAAAGUUUUUGAUAAAAUUUUGAAACAGUGAAUUAUUUUUUCAAAAAAAAAAUCGAAAAUUGGAUUCUGAAAACUAAUUUUCAUCUUAUUUUCAGAUAAAAGAAGUGAUCUGAAAUUAAAUUUUGAACAAAAUUUUUCUCUUGAAGUUAGUUAGGCUAACUGUACUGUAGAUUAAUAUACUACUCGAAGAGGCAAGUAUCAGAAGUUCUGAAGUACAGAAAUUUUUUGCUAAAAUUUUGAAACAGUGAAUUUUUUUUCAAAAAAAAAUAAAAAAUUGAAUUUUGAAUACUCAUUUUCAUCCUAUUUUCAGAUAAAAAAAUGACCUGAAAUUAAAUUUUGAACAAAAUUUUUCUAGAAUUUUGUUAGUUAGGGUAACUGUACUGUAGAGAAAGAUAUAUACUAGAAAUCCCAGAAUCAAAAAUUCAGAAACACAAAAUUUUUUGAUAAAACUUUGAAACAGUGCAUUUUUUUUUCAAAAAAAAUCAAAAAUUGGAUUCUCAAAACUAAUUUUCAUCCUAUUUUCAGACCUGAAAUUAAAUUUUGAACAAAGCCUUUGUUAUGUAAAAAUAGGUCAAACAUGUGUCUUUAGGGCCCUAAAAGCACCAUAAAUCAGUUAGCCCGCAAAGUUUUAUGAUUUUCUGAACAUCUGGUGAACGAUUCAAUUUAAGAAACAUUUUCAAAUCUUUAACAAAAAACUCUCAAUUUUUUGAAACAGUGAAUUUUUUUUGGGGGGAAUUUCGAAAAAAUUCUAGAAGCCUAAAAAUAGUCUGAAAAAUCUUCAAUUUCAGGCUCCAGCUCUAGCUCCAGCUCCUCCAGCUCAAGCACAACUUGCGUGGAUCUGACAAACGCCUCAACUGGAACUUCAGAUUGUACCAGACUCUCAUAUUUGUGCACAAAUUCCGUCUAUCUCUCAUUGAUGAAAACACAAUGCCCAAAAACUUGUGGUUACUGUACUUCGGGAUAA
Caenorhabditis angaria is the source of this 1766-nucleotide messenger RNA. Lineage: Eukaryota; Metazoa; Nematoda; Chromadorea; Rhabditida; Rhabditidae. The record is from the annotation of a GenBank genome assembly.